AAUCAGGUCUUUCGUGCGCGCUGAAUGUCGACUGUGCCAUCGAUGUCCCAUCCUAAGCAGUUGUAUGCUGAAAGUAAAGAUAAAUUGUCUCAACGAAUCCAACAAAACAUAAACGCCAUCGCGUCUGUGUGUCGUGAAAUUCAUCGGGGCUCCAAGUCAGAAGAGGUGUUGGCGGAUAGUGCGAAGAAUACUCUUGCGCUUGAACCGUUUAUCGAAUCAACUUCUCAGGGUGUGGAGAAGUUGUCUGCGUUUGCCACUCAUCUGGCGUUUCAAGUGGAGUCCAUAGAAAACAGCGUUCAGCAAUUUGAAUCCGUUUUGGAGCUCGCUGAAGCUGUAAGAGGCAUCGAACCGAAGGAGGAGUCCAAGUGGCACAGUGCGCCCUGGAACGUCUGUAGAUAUGUUUUUCUUAUGAAAACUCCGGAAUUGAAUGAUCUCUUUGUCACAGUUGGCUUCAACGUAGUAGCUGUUGAGAAAUACAUCGAAGAGAAGGAAAUAACGUUUCCCGGAGGGAGAAAACAAGGCUCCGAAAAGGCCAAGAAAGACAACCUCAGUGAUAUUCCUGGUCCGGAUAGUUUCCUUACGUCUCGUAAACGGAACCAGCGAAUAUUAUCCAGACUGACGUAUUCUAUCUCCGAUCCUAUUACGUCUUUCAAGUUGUCCCAGAGCAGAAAUGCUAAGAAGUAUGAUAUCAUAGCUGUGAGACCUACUUCCCUCACCGGAUUGCAAUCAGCGUGUCAAACGAUUGAUGUUGAUAUCAUCCAACUUCGAAUUCCAUGCGAAUUCAAAUGGCCCCGAAAAAUGCUGUUGACCGCAAUCCGGCGAGGUAUUGCUUUCGAACUUUUGUAUUCGCCGAUGCUGAUGGAGUCGUCAAAAUGCAAACUCACGAUCUCAGUUGCGCACACCUUGUUCACGCUCACCAAGUCGAAAAAUCUGAUACUUUCUAGUGGUGCUAUAAACGGCAUGCAGUUGCGAGGACCCUUGGAUGUCUGCAAUUUAGCCGAGCUGCUGGGAUUUUCUGAGCAUGAAUCUAGGAAGUGUGUGACGGAUAACUGUCGAGCUGUAUUGCUGAAAGCUUUGGGCCGGAAGACAGUGAAGGGCGUUGCCUUAGUGUCACCAGUGACUCCUGAAGUUUCUGUGAUCGAUGAUACUCCAGAUUCUGCCUCUACGAAAAAUAUUCAAUCCUCGGCAGCACCUCGUUCAGUCAUGAAACGACGGAGAACACAAUCUCCGCAUCGAAAAAAUACUGGCGACUUGAGUGGUGAUACCUUUGGGGUACCAAAAUAUAAACUCUCAUCUAUGCUUCUUACGAUACCAUGACAUUUUUUGCUGUGUCACGCUGCCGUGUUCAAAUACAAUUUGUUGAGGAUGCGUAA
This is a messenger RNA of Notodromas monacha, 1373 nucleotides long. The record is from the annotation of a GenBank genome assembly. NCBI's taxonomy places the organism in Eukaryota, Metazoa, Arthropoda, Ostracoda, Podocopida, Cyprididae.